GAAAAAAAAAGCAACGAGUUGCAGUCGACUAUUUGAAGUCGAAACCUGAAACCCUGAGAACUAAAAAGUAAACUAGAAGUUCUAGAAUUUGUUUGUUUUAGACAUUCAACCAUCAUCUGACCCCACGUAAAGCUUUACCAUGAAACCAAGUGUAGUAGUCGAUGAAAUGUUCCCUGAAGGCGCUGGCAGCUACAUGGAUCUCGAUGAGCAAUCAGCUGGCCCAUCAGGCAUGAUAGUUGAUUUAACGUCAAAUGAGAAAGCUGUUCAUGGUGAUUUCUACAAUGGAUUUGCAGAUUUGUGUGAUGAUGAUGAUCUUGCAUAAGAUAACCAAAACAUAAGUUUUUUUGUGUACUCAUGAAAUGAAUGUAAUACAAUUGUGAAGUUUGCAAUAAAUACCCUUUAAGGUA
This is a messenger RNA of Daphnia magna, 407 nucleotides long. Its product is annotated as COP9 signalosome complex subunit 9-like. The transcript has 4 exons. The record is from RefSeq and is a predicted model, not a curated record. Bases 140 to 322 code for a protein of 60 amino acids. Gene Ontology annotation, biological process: negative regulation of protein neddylation. Lineage: Eukaryota; Metazoa; Arthropoda; Branchiopoda; Diplostraca; Daphniidae.